AUCCAUUACCUGACCGAAUCUAUCCGCUGCUGUGGGGCAGGAACUGCCGCCGACACAGAAUUCGUCACUAACUUGAUAUCCUCAAACAUGGAAAUGCACGCUCUCACUCACGGACGCAAGCCUCGAGUAGUCACUGCUAUGACAAUGCUCAAGCAGUAUCUUUUCCGAUACCAAGGUCAAGUCGGUGCUGCUCUCGUACUUGGAGGCGUAGACUCUACAGGCCCAAAUUUAUUCACUAUUGCCCCUCAUGGAUCAACGGACAAGCUUCCCUACGUGACUAUGGGCUCUGGUAGUCUGGCUGCGAUGGCUGUCUUCGAGAGUAAUUGGCGGGCGAACAUGUCUCGUGCUGAUGCUCUUCAGCUCGUCAAAGACGCGAUAUCUGCCGGUAUCUUCAACGAUCUCGGAUCCGGAUCCAAUGUCGACGCGUGCAUCAUCAGGUCAUACUGGACCUCUGAUCUUCGUGGAUCAUUUAUCAAUGGCGUAGACACUGAUAUGAAUACUGAUUGCUUUAUUCUUCAUUCAUCUCGCUUGUAA
Molecule: messenger RNA, 534 nt
Organism: Lentinula edodes (shiitake mushroom)
Lineage: Eukaryota; Fungi; Basidiomycota; Agaricomycetes; Agaricales; Omphalotaceae
Product: nucleophile aminohydrolase
Exons: 3
Cellular component (GO): proteasome core complex
Source: RefSeq, a predicted model, not a curated record